AUGGGUACAAACACCUUCAACUUCAAGGACUUGUCCAUGAAGAAACCCCCCGGUGAUUAUUUCGGCAUGAAGCCCGUCAGUGGAUCGUCCCCGGCAGCUAGUCUUGCCGCGGACCUGUCCCAGAAUUUUCACAUCGAUCAAAGUCCCCAAUUGGCUACGCCCCGGCGGUCUUUGUUCUCCUCCAACCUCUUCGGACAUGGCAAUGCUCGUGGGUAUAUAGAAGACACGAUGACCACUCCUCCGCUUCCAUCUUCCUCGCCAGCUCCCAUCAUGGAAACUAUGGAAAUGUCACCAUUACCUCACAAGACCCCGUUCAUCGUGACGACGGAGAUCGAUCUGAAUGCACUCACGCCGACUGGCUCACCAAUGGACUCGCCCAUGAUGUCGACCGCGCCGAGCCCGCUGCAGGAUUCCCCGUCGAUGGGACCGAAGGAGGACAAACUCGAGAGGAAGCGUCCGAGCUUGCUACGUCCCAGUCUGUCCAGAAGCAAGGCUCAGUCCUUUCAGCUAGGAAUGAUCAAGCCAGCACCGGAGAGUCAGGCACCGCCGUUUAAAUUCCACAGCAAGGGAAACAAGACUUCGUUGAGCGCUUCGACUUCGCUGGAGGAUAUGUUUGGGGAAUCGCCGCAGAGGGAAAGGCCCGCGAUACGGAACCCUGGUACCCUUCUGAGCAACCCCCGGCUCAGACCACCGUUCGCCAGCAAUGGAAGCCACGUUCGUGGAAACGGAUCUCCCUCCGCCGCGUCAAUUCGCAAAAACUCCCACCCCUUGAUGCGCCCCCGGAAACAGUGCAGACGGUCACUGAGCAUGUUUGAGCACCCGGAGGAUGUGAUUGUCGAAAAAGAGGCAAACUACAUUACAAAUGCACCACUACAAUCGAUCACUGAUAUCGAAUCUACACCCAGCCUACAGCUGCCUCACUUUGUUCCUGAGGAGCAGGCUGAUACAUUGCCUCGCAUCGACAAGACCAUUCUCGUGGACCUCAUGGAUGGGAAGUAUAACGACCGUUUCGACCACAUUCUGGUCAUUGACUGCCGCUUUGAGUAUGAGUACGAGGGCGGCCACAUCAACGGAGCAGUGAACUUCAAUGACAAGGAGUAUCUGGCUGCUGAGCUUUUCGCGGAUCCUAAACCCAGGACCGCCCUGAUCCUUCACUGCGAAUAUUCCGCGCACCGAGCACCCAUCAUGGCCAAAUACAUCCGUCAUCGGGACCGUGCUGUCAAUGUGGAUCAGUACCCGCAACUAACCUACCCGGAUAUGUACAUUUUGCACGGGGGUUACAGUGCCUUCUUCGCUGACCAUCAGGCGCUCUGCUUCCCUCAAAACUACGUGGAAAUGAGUGCCAAAGAACACGAAUAUGCAUGUGAGCGUGGCCUCGGGAAGGUCAAGCAACGAUCAAAACUGGGCCGUGCUCAGACGUUCGCUUUUGGUCAGCACUCGCCUCAGAUGGAAGACAGCCCCACUGGCAGAUGCCGGAACAAUCCCGGCGAGCGUAUCCGAUUUUUGGAUUCUCCCUUUGAAGGGACACCCACGUCGGGUCGAGGCACCGGCCGUCGCAUGCUCUCUUAUUAG
This is a messenger RNA of Aspergillus clavatus NRRL 1, 1572 nucleotides long. It is a transcript of the gene nimT, whose product is annotated as putative tyrosine protein phosphatase MIH1. NCBI's taxonomy places the organism in Eukaryota, Fungi, Ascomycota, Eurotiomycetes, Eurotiales, Aspergillaceae. Gene Ontology annotation, cellular component: cytoplasm; nucleus. The coding region runs from base 1 to 1572 and encodes 523 amino acids. The transcript has 4 exons. Gene Ontology annotation, molecular function: protein tyrosine phosphatase activity. The record is from RefSeq and is a predicted model, not a curated record. Gene Ontology annotation, biological process: positive regulation of G2/MI transition of meiotic cell cycle; G2/M transition of mitotic cell cycle; protein dephosphorylation.